AUGUCCACCCUGAACAGCGAGGAGCUGUACUCCGAAAAUUACUACGACUACGGUCAAUUGAACCAUACAAGGAUCACCAACGAGACGCUCCGAGAUUCCCCUCUCAAGGAAUACUUUCAGAAUCGAACAUGGGCCAUUCUCUUCCGCGGGAUCACCACGAUAUUGCUGAGAAUCGGGUUCCUUCUAAUCCAGGUUGGUAGUGUCCCCGUGACGAACGUGAACCUGAUCCUCCUGCAGAACAUCGUGGACCUCUGCGCGACCAGUUUCUUCUAUAUCCUGGUGGGCUACGUCAUCUCCUUCAACGGCGAUAUCGGCGGCCUGAUAGGUCGAGGAUACUGGAUAGGAGACGUGGACGUCGACAAAGAAGAGGCCGUGAUAGGCUGGCAAGCCGUCCUGACGGCAUCGUCCAUCAGCACCUGCGGAAUAGUCGGCAGGACUCAUGUCCUGGCAUACCUGGUGAUCUCGAUCCUGCAGGCCAGUCUGGUGCACCCAAUGCUGAUCCACUGGGCAUGGACAUCAAAGGGAUGGAUGGUCAACGGACACCUCAACGGAAGGGACCUCUCUUUCAAGGAUCACUCUGGAGCAGGAGUCAUCCAUCUGGUUGGAGGACUAUCCGGCUUGAUUGGUUGUCUGGUCCUGGGGAGAAGGAUCCUCCGCUUAAGAGACCUAGACGAGGCCAGCGUGUCUACGGGAGGUUCCGGAACCACCUUCUCGGGGCAUCUUCUGGUACUCCUCGGUCUUCAGGGUCUGGCUCUGCCGAACCCCUCGUACGAUCUCUCCAGGAUCACCGACAAACACCUCGCCCAUGUCUUUGUGAACAACGUCCUGGCGGCUUCGAGUUGCUCCUUGCUCGUGGUGUGUCUUCAUUUCGUGGUCGGCAGGGAUGUCUUCAACUACUGGACCUUGAUGAGGUGUCUUCAGGGUGCCAUUUGUGGAGUGGUCAGCAUCGCUGGUGGAGUUGACGUCUUCUCGCCGUUUGUCUGCAUAGGGAUGUCCUGUCUUUCCGGAGUGGUGUUCUAUCUGGUGUCCAGGGAAGUUUUCAAGAGCGCGUUGGAGGACUACUGUAACAUCGUAGCGACGUAUCUGACCUCUUCUUUGCUGGGGGUCGUGUUGGUCCCACUAUGUAGAACCCUUUCUAUGGGAUACACCGAGUACUACUCGAUGCUCCUGGGUUUUGCCUGGCAUCUGAUUUGUGUGGUCGCCCUGAUAGGCACUCCGAUGUUGCUGAUAACCCCAGUCUUCCUUCUUCUGGAAUUGUGUGGAAUUCUCAGGAACCGGCCGGAAGUUCAGCAUCAUCUUAGGGCCAUCGUUGCCCUGGAAAGAGGUCCUCCCAGGUCGUACAUGCAGAGGCUGUUCCUGCCCGAUGAAGGGUCCCUCUAUUUGCAGCCAGGAUCGGUUCUCGCUCCUGGACUCGAUUCCAAUCCUGAAUCUAGACUGCUGAGGUACGAGAACGCGCUGAAAAAAGCCGAAGAAAAUAAACUCUUGGAGAUGGCUGGGGCAUCGGAGGAGAACAGGACUAGGGAGCAAGUCCUUCCUGAAAAUAGUCCCGAGGUUCCUGCGAAAGCCAGGAUUAAGAAACUGAGGCAGAUACAUACCAUCAGGUCCAAAAGUCCGGUAGGGCUGGAGGAUUCCGGAGGAAGUGGAGAGUCUUUUCGGGAGGACUUCUUUAGUGGACCUGCUGAGAUCACGUCUGGGAUCAUCCUGAAAGAAGACGCGGAUUUAGAUGGUAUGAGGAAACGUGACGGGGCUUUGGAAUUGUCAAAGUCGGGGAGCGUAGAUAUUCGAAAAGAAAAGGAAUCUCGAUAUCGACUUCAUAGGACUCCAAAGUCGAUGAAUUUACGUUUUAUGGACGAAUUGGGAGAUGGCGAGGGACGCGACGAUGCUGCGAAUUUCAAGUUCCUGGUCGAACCUAGGAGAGACUUCUCUUCCAGCUUAUCCGGGGAAGAGAACUUCGAGGAGGAAGUGAACGAGGAAAGGGGAAUAUCGGAGCUAUCAGUAAUGGUGUAA
Orussus abietinus is the source of this 2007-nucleotide messenger RNA. Its product is annotated as ammonium transporter 1 member 3-like. The transcript has a single exon. Gene Ontology annotation, biological process: ammonium transmembrane transport; ammonium homeostasis. NCBI's taxonomy places the organism in Eukaryota, Metazoa, Arthropoda, Insecta, Hymenoptera, Orussidae. Gene Ontology annotation, cellular component: membrane. The record is from RefSeq and is a predicted model, not a curated record. The coding region runs from base 1 to 2007 and encodes 668 amino acids. Gene Ontology annotation, molecular function: ammonium channel activity.